Molecule: messenger RNA, 2487 nt
Organism: Debaryomyces hansenii CBS767
Lineage: Eukaryota; Fungi; Ascomycota; Pichiomycetes; Serinales; Debaryomycetaceae
Gene: RAD16
Product: DNA repair protein
Exons: 1
Coding region: 1-2487 (828 amino acids)
Molecular function (GO): metal ion binding; ATP-dependent chromatin remodeler activity; ATP binding
Source: RefSeq, a predicted model, not a curated record
AUGACUUCAGGUCAGAUAGCUGAAGAUUCAGAUACUGCUACACAUUCUUACGAAGAAAAUGAGGGUGGUGGAUUCAUAGUUGAUGAUCCCGAAUAUGCGAGUAACAAAAGAUCUAGGAGAGCGAAAUCCCAGAAGAUAGACUACAAGUUGUCAUCUGAUGACGAGGAGCAAGGUCUGAUAGAUGUCAGGCAACCCAAACGAAGAAACAAUACGCGUGUGAAGAAGAAAUCGACAAAAAUGAAAUUAGAAAGCGAUGGUGAAGAUGAUGAAGAUUUCAGCAUUGAUAUGAUAGAAGAUCUCAAUGAGAGCGACGAAAAUGAUGAUGAUUUAGAAAUAACGAAUUCGUCAAACAUUAUAAGAAAUGGUGAAUCGAGGGAUCAGGCUAUUUCCUUGUCAGAGUCGGAGGAUGACUUACCUUUAUCCAAGAGAGAACCACCUAAAAAGCGAAGAAAGGCAGCACCACUGAAGAAAACACCUUCAAAGAGAAAGAAGAAAGAACCAAAAGUGAAAGUGCCAUAUUUUACAAGAGUUACCAAUAAGUUAUAUGACCAACAUCCAUACUUAAAGGAUGUCUUUCCAUAUUUGCAGGCUGUUGAUAAGAUACCUGUGCAGAGGGCAGAACAGCCUCCGGGAAUGAACAUCAAAUUGUUGCCAUUCCAACAGGAGGGAUUAAAUUGGUUGAUCAAACAGGAAGAUGGUGAAUAUGGAGGAGGUAUAUUAGCAGAUGAAAUGGGUAUGGGUAAGACCAUACAAAUGAUAGCGUUGUUUUUGAGCGAUUUAACAAAGAGGCCAAACCUAGUGGUUGGGCCCACGGUUGCCUUAAUGCAGUGGAAGAAUGAAAUCGAAAAGCAUACUAAGGGAAAUCUUUUGAAAGUGUUGCUUUUUCAUGGUGCCAAUAGGCUGUCAGACCUAGAAGAAUUAAAUAAGUAUGAUAUAAUAUUGACUUCGUAUUCAGUUUUGGAAUCAGUAUAUCGGAAAGAGAAGUACGGCUUCAAAAGGAAGAAUGGACUAGUUAAAGAAACUUCUCCGUUACAUGCACUCAAAUUUUAUAGGGUAAUAUUGGAUGAAGCCCAUAAUAUUAAAGACAGAACUUCAGGAACGGCAAAAGCUGCCAACAAUGUCAACUGUAUUAAAAAGUGGUGUUUAACAGGUACUCCAUUGCAGAACAGAAUCGGUGAGAUGUACUCAUUAAUCAGAUUCUUAAAGUUGGAACCGUUUCAUAAGUACUUUUGUACAAAAUGUGAUUGUUCCAGUGACGAGUGGAAAUUUUCAAAUUGGAGACAUUGUGAUAUUUGUGGUCAUACUCCUAUGUUACAUACGAAUUUCUUCAAUCAUUUUAUGUUGAAGAAUAUCCAGAAAUUUGGUAUUGAGGGUGAUGGAUUGACGAGUUUUCAAAAUAUUAGAUUGUUAUUAAGUAAUGUAAUGCUAAGAAGAACAAAAGUUGAGAGGGCAGAUGAUUUAGGAUUACCUCCUAGAAUAGUUGAAAUUAGGCGGGAUAGGUUUAAUGAAGAAGAAAAGGAUUUAUAUACCUCAUUGUACAGUGACUCGAAACGUAAAUUCAAUGAUUUUGUUGCAGAGGGGGUAGUUUUAAAUAACUAUGCCAAUAUCUUCACAUUGAUUACCAGAAUGAGACAGCUUGCAGAUCAUCCCGAUCUAGUAUUGAAAAGAGUAGGUAGCAAUCAAAUAUCCGAAGAAAUUGAAGGUGUCAUAAUCUGUCAAUUAUGUGACGAUGAAGCAGAAGAGCCUAUCGAGUCGAAGUGUCAUCAUAAAUUCUGCAGGAUGUGUAUUCAAGAAUAUACCGAUUCUUUUGUUGGAGAAGCUAAAAACUUACAGUGUCCUGUCUGCCAUAUCGGCUUGUCGAUUGAUUUGCAACAAACGGCACUCGAGGUUGAUGAACAACAAUUCUCUAAAGCAUCAAUUGUAAACCGUAUCAAGUUGGGUGCCCAUGGUGGCGAAUGGAGAUCAUCCACCAAGAUCGAAGCAUUGGUGGAAGAACUCUACAAACUUAGGUCUGACCGGCAUACAAUUAAAUCGAUUGUGUUUUCCCAGUUUACUUCCAUGCUAGACUUGAUUGAAUGGAGAUUGAAACGAGCCGGUUUCCAAACUGUCAAAUUACAGGGUUCUAUGUCCCCACAACAACGUGAUAACACUAUUAAGUAUUUUAUGGAAAAUACUCUGGUAGAAGUAUUCUUGGUUUCCUUAAAAGCCGGUGGUGUAGCAUUAAAUUUAUGCGAGGCUUCCCAAGUCUUUCUCAUGGAUCCAUGGUGGAAUCCUAGUGUUGAAUGGCAAUCUAUGGAUAGAGUCCAUCGGAUUGGUCAGAAGAGGCCGAUUCGAAUCACUAGAUUUUGCAUCGAAGAUAGUAUUGAGCUGAAAAUUAUCGAAUUACAAGAGAAAAAGGCUACAAUGAUUCAUGCCACUAUCAACCAUGAUGACGCAGCCGUAAGUAGACUAACGCCGGACGAUUUACAGUUUUUAUUUAUGAACUAG